CGUGGUUGAAGCGGCCAGUUGUGUGACAGGAGCGGUCGCGUUAACAUCGUCGCUUGUAUAAGUUUUAGCCGUUGUAACUUGUACUUUACGUUUUGGCUUGGUUUUAUAUUCGCUAAUCAUGACGACAGAAACUGAAACUAAACCUGCUGAGCAGACCGAGGAGAAGAAGGAAGAAGUGAAAGAGGAAGUAAAGAAAGAAGAGGCAGAAAACACCGAAGAAAAGGCUGACGACAAAGCUGAAAAGGCUGAUAAAGAGAAGAAAGAAGACGAGAAAAAGGACGCCAAACCGAAGAAAGAGGCACCUCCGCCUAAGCCAGCUGUUCACAAGCAAGAUUUCGAGAAGGAUGUGGUUUAUUUAUAUCAAUUUACCAGGACACCGGUUCUGCCUUCACUCUCGCCUUAUUGUUUAAAGGUUGAGACUUGGCUAAGACUGGCCGGUAUUAAAUAUGAGAAUGUAGACCAUAAGAUGAAGUACAAGAGCAAGAAGGGCCAACUUCCUUUCGUCGAAGUCAACGGAGAAGAAAUCGCAGAUUCCGCUAUUAUUAUUAAGGAGUUGGGUUCCCGGUACAACCAAGAUCUGGAUUCAGGUCUUACUCCCGAACAGCGCAAUGUAGCUCACGCUACCAUUUCAAUGAUAGAAAAUCACUUUGCUUGGGUGGUUAAGUCCUGGCGCACAAAGAACCCCGCUGGCAUGCUGGGCGCCUACAAGAUGGACUUGCAGCAGAUAACUGAAAAGAAGUGGCCAAAGCCAGUCCUUGAAUUCAUCUUCAAGCUAAAGUUCCGGAGGGCUGCCAAGAAGGUCCGUGCUCAUGGUAUUGGUGUUCACAAGCCUGAAGAAAUAGAAGAAUUUGGCCACAAUGACCUGAUGGUUCUUUCAGACCUCUUAGGUGAUAAACCUUUCUUCUUUGGAGAUGCUCCCACGACGUUGGAUGUGGUUGCAUUUGCUAACCUCGCUCAAGUUGCGUUCAUGGACAAAGAAGUUAGUUAUUCACUGCGUGAUUGGAUGAGUGAAAACUGCAACAACCUUGUUGAGUUCUGCAACAGGGUGAAAGAGCGUGCUUUCCCAGAUUGGGAUGAAAUGUGCUCCAAUCUUGACUUGAAUUCUCAUCUACCAAAACCACCACCCAAGGAGGAAGAACCUGCUGAAGAAAAAGAGGAAAAAACUGAGAAGACUGAAAAGACUGAGGAAGACAAGAAGGAUGAAAAAGAAAAGGAUGAUUCUGAAAAAGAGAAGGCUCAAAAGGAUGAGAAGGAAGGAGAAAAAGAAAACAAGAAAGACAACAAGACAGAAGAAAAAGAAAAAGAAGAAGAGAAAAAGUAGAGAUAUUAAACUUAAGUACGUUGUUGAAUGCGCAGUCGAACCAAAUCUAUUUGUAAUAUAUGUGAUAAAUGUUGUUUGAAAGCUUUUUUGCUUGAUACACUUUGUAUAGAUCUUGUUAGCGUGGAACACAGCACCUCCCUGUGCCGACAUAGUCGUUAACAUUUCGAUGGCCACUAUCAGAAAGGAGCUCGUUCUUACCUUCAUGUAUGGGAGAGUUCAAACAGUAAAGGACAUAAGACUAAAUGGAAGGGUGUGUCAUUUGCAGUUGUUCAGUUGAAUUGAGCAGCAAUUAAUAAAAAUUAGCUUUACUGAGACCACCUUUACCUUGCUGUUUGAACUGUUACCAGCCACUCAUUUGUAGAUUUUUUUGGUCUCAGCAGAUGUUUUAGUAGUUUUAACCAAACUGCUCAUUUUCUUAUAUGAACAUGACCAGAUUUAUAUACAGAACUGUAUAAACCUUAGAUAUUGCCAGACAAGUUGAAGGUUUGAACUGGUAGUCAAAUUUUCUGUGUGGCAUGAAGAUAGCUUUUAGGAUUAUUCUGAGUUGAAUGAGUUUUAAUAACAGUAUUAUCAUGGGAAAUGAGUUAGCUAUACCUGUAAUGUUCCAUGACAAUGAAAUUUUUAUUUCUUCUUUUUUAAACACUUAUUGUACUAUUAGUUUGUACAUUCCUAGAUUUUAAUAAGGCAUCUAGAACAUUUUGAUAGUUUUUACACAGGAAGUUAUUUUGUAAUAAUGAAAAUACUCAAUCUAUAGGUUCUCUUUGAUACCAGAGGGAAGACAGACUCCCACCGCUUUUUGUGAUAGGAUGCUCAUGGCCAAGUCCAUAACCUAUCUGAGGUUUUUGACCUGAAACACCACCUGGCUUGGAACUGUUAUUGGAAAUAGUCAUCUCUUCUACCCUGUACAAGCAUUGAUGAAACUGAAUUGUAGGGCUGAAAAUCAUUUUGAAAAUAGGUCUGAAGUAGAAGUAGAAAACAUGUUACCGAAGUCAGGAAGACCAAGCACAACUGUGAAUUGGGUCAGAGUAACCUUUUGAGGUGUCCACGACUCGAGAAAUUCAUUCAUACAAGGACCUCAUGUAGACUAUGCUUGGCAGUUUGUAAGACCCCAAGACAUAUACGACACCAAAAUUAUAGAGGACCUGGUGCCGUAUAAUCAAAAUUCCAAGUAAGGCACAAGGACUUUUGAAAGAAAGUUUUGGAAGUGCUGAUAGUGAAUUAUAUGGUCUUUGUAAAGAAGAAUUUUAUACAAAAAAAAGGAGCUUGCACAGUAUUUUCGGUCUUAAUGUGCUGUGAUACCAAAACAAACCAGUUUUGUAAGAAGUGCUAAAUAGAAGUAAGCCAUUAAUACAAUGAACUUUGUAGCCUUGCGCAUAGUCCAAAUUGUAAAAAUAAAAAUUGCUCUUAAUUGCUAGUGAUGGCUAGAGGAAUCCUGGAAGUCUUGCUCUAGACCCUUGAGUGUAUGAGAUAAUGUUUGUACCCUAGCUUUUUGUACACUUGGGACCCUAAAGCUUAAAGCAUUGGUGUUGUAGACAUAUUUGGCAUUUCUUAUUAUAGGCACAUACACCACAGUUAUGUAUACAAACGUAUUUAUGUUCCUCAAUAUAUGUAACCUUUUAGGAAGAA
This is a messenger RNA of Macrobrachium nipponense, 2947 nucleotides long. RefSeq names its product failed axon connections-like (gene fax). Lineage: Eukaryota; Metazoa; Arthropoda; Malacostraca; Decapoda; Palaemonidae. The transcript is spliced from 5 exons. The record is from RefSeq and is a predicted model, not a curated record. Gene Ontology annotation, cellular component: cytoplasm. Bases 119 to 1321 code for a protein of 400 amino acids.